AUGUCGGCACCCAAGAUCGACUUGAUGAAGACUUCCGUCCAGAACGGCGUCGCGGUCAUCAGCUACGACAUCCCGCCCGCAAACACCCUAUCCAAGGCGUCCAACAAAGCUCUCAUCGAAUCGUUCAAAUGGGCAUUGAGCGAUUCAGCCGUCAAGGUCAUCGUCCUUACCGGUGAAGGCAAGUUCUUCAGCACCGGCUUGAACCUGAGCGACGUCCCGGCCCAAGGCCCAGUGCUCCCCGACGACCACAUUGAGCUGCUGCGAGAAAUGCACCAGAUCUGGAUCAACGCGGAAAAAGUCACCAUCGCCGCCGUCAACGGCCCGGCAGUAGGCUACGGCACGAGCAGCAUCGCGCUCUUCGACCUCGUCUACUCCGUCCCCGACUCCUUCUUCUUCACCCCAUUCGUGAAAGUCGGCCUCUGCGCCGAAGCCUGCGCGAGCGUAACUUUCAGAAACUCCAUGGGGCGUCAGAAAGCCUCGGCCCUAAUUCUCGGCGGAGAGCGGUUCACUCCUCAGGAACUGGAGAACGCCGGCUUGAUCACGAAAAUCCUGCCGAAGGAGGGCUUCAUGGAUGAAGUGUUGAAGAUUGCUAAGCGCAUUGCUGAGCAGCCUGCUGGAGCUUUGCGUGACAAUAAGAAUCUGCUCAUGGCGCCUUUGAGGCAGGAGUUGCUAGAUGCGAACGAGCGGGAAUGCGAGAUGUUGAGGCAGAGGGGCAAGACUGAUGAGCCGAGGAAGGCUAUUGAGCAGUUUGCUAAGGAGCAGGCGGCGAAGAAGAAGAAGGCGAAGCUUUGA
Molecule: messenger RNA, 792 nt
Organism: Neohortaea acidophila
Lineage: Eukaryota; Fungi; Ascomycota; Dothideomycetes; Mycosphaerellales; Teratosphaeriaceae
Product: ClpP/crotonase-like domain-containing protein
Exons: 2
Coding region: 1-792 (263 amino acids)
Biological process (GO): fatty acid beta-oxidation
Cellular component (GO): peroxisomal matrix
Source: RefSeq, a predicted model, not a curated record